AUGGCACCAACUCUAUCAGAAACGACUAUGAAAAUGGAUUUUGUACCAUCUGGGCAUAUCUCAAGCAAGCUCGAUCCCACGUCUCCGUGCUGGGUGCCUGAAUCCAUGCUCCGCCAGUCACACCAGGAUGCUUGCCUCAACAACGCCGCCUCACCGGAGAGGAUAGAUGCUGCUUCCGAGAAUGAAUCCCCAGGGUAUGACGAGCCUCGUGGUCGUUAUCCACCGUCCAUUAUCUCAAGCCCCGAAGAUGUUUACAAAGCCUCUGUCACGGGAUCGGAAACAUCUCCGUCGCAGUCAAGCGUUUCUAUCAAUAGUGAAGUCCCAACUCAAUUAUCCGAGUUAUUCACUCCAACUAUUCAAAAGGGCCACACAGGCAUUCCAGCCAGUAACUCUUGGCAGUCCAUCCCGACCAUGUCAACACUUGCGUCCCCGGAUGUCACGCCCCAGAAGGGGGAUGGCAUGGACCGUUCAAUGCCACCAAGACUGCUUCAAUUGACAGAACCGCGCAACUACGCUCCAAGAACAUCUGGUCUUGCAGCAGCGAGAGAACCUCCACCAAAGUUUGAUCUCAUGCGACUGUCACCUAAAGCCCCGCGAGACCAGGCUUCAGACGAUGCUUUUGUUGACAGUUUGACCUCUUUAGGCUUACAGAGACACUCUGAGCUCGCCGAAAGGACUACAAACAACGCCAUAGUGCCUUUUCAGCGUGACCAGUUUGAGCAACGCCAUCAGACAACCGCUGAGUAUGCAAAUGGACCCCAGCAAGCGCUUCCCACUCUACGAACGGCGCUCUCUGAGGAACAUUUUCCUUUUACUGAUGCUGCUCGCCUCUCGCGACCCAAGAAUAAUGGAGUAAUCCGGCUCAAAAAUAUCCCCUUUGGAAUUAGCAGAGCCGAGAUCAUUGCCUUGUUGGGCCGAAGUUCUCGUAUUUGCAAUGAGGCAGAAGAGCCUGUCCAUGUCAUCAUGGAAAGGGUCAGCAGCAAAACUAUGGACGCUUAUGUCGAAUUUUUAACCCUUGACGAUGCAAUGAAAGCUGUCGAAAGACAUCAUGAGGUCUUGGCAUCUGGCAAAACCCAUCGACUCGGUAACCGCCCUGUUCAGAUUGAAUUGUCCAGUCAAGCUGUUUUGAUGGCUGAUCUAUUUCCCAACGCGAGAGGCAUUCGCUGGGACGGUGCGAGACCGGAGAUACAGCAAUGUGCUCUGAAUGAACCCUGGAAUAUGUUCAAGGGUUUCGUGACCGAAGAGGAGAUGAUUAUGCUAGUGAAGCAUGUCGAGAUGCCCCAGAGGUCUCCCUUUUCCAAGGACUGCCCUCAGCGUCCGUAUGAAUGCUUGAUUAGCACCAUUAAGAAGUUCCCGUGGUACAUGUCUGCACACAUCACCAUCAAGCAACGGGGCGCAAUGUUCCGUGCAACGUGUGAUUUGAUGAAUCUUUUGUUGAAAAGUAUUCAAAAGUCUCCUCAGAGCACACAGGUGAACAGGCAAUUGCUCGAUCGUCUUGCUGCCGCCGCAAUGGAAUGUCCUGGGUUUACACCAUUGAUGAAGGACGGCAUUGCUUGGAUCAUGAACAUGGAAGGAGAAAAGCUACGCCGCUACAAUCUACCCCAGAAUCCCUUUUCUUGGAGGCACAUAUAUGCUCUGACUCCAAAGUGUGGCUCGUCAUUGGAUGUCAUUGAGUGGUACAUUGCUGUGAUCCGGGAGCAGACACACCGUGACCACCUUGCAAGACCACUUGAGCAGCGAUGCGUUAUUGAUGAAAGAUCCCAAGACACCGACAUGUAUUGGGGCUACCUCUGGGUAGAGCUGGGUUACCACGUGGGCCCAUCAUUCGACGAACUUACACUGGCGCAAGUGGCCCUUAAUGAACGGGGCGCCAUUGAGCGCAUCCUCGCUCGUGCCCUCCCUGCUGCUAAUUGA
Molecule: messenger RNA, 1914 nt
Organism: [Torrubiella] hemipterigena
Lineage: Eukaryota; Fungi; Ascomycota; Sordariomycetes; Hypocreales; Clavicipitaceae
Source: the annotation of a GenBank genome assembly